AUGGUCACUGCAAUCACUUCAGCUAAUCAAUUCAAUCAGGCUAUCAACCAAGAUAAACUAGUUAUCGUUAACUUCUUCGCCACAUGGUCUGGUCCAUCAAACGUGUUUUCUUCAACCUUUGAAAAAUUUGAAAGAGAAUACACUAAUGCUUUCGAUGUUGAAUUUCUUAAGUUAGAUGCUGAUGAAUUAAAUUCAAUUGUUGAUGAGCAAGGAAUUAGAGGUUUCCCAACUGUUAUUUUUUAUAAAAAUGGUUCAGUUGUUGAUAAAGAAAUUGGUGGUAAUCCAAGAGCAGUCCAAGAAAAAAUUAACACCCUUGCUGAGGAAUACAAUUAA
Messenger RNA from Hansenula ciferrii, 333 nucleotides. Its product is annotated as thioredoxin family protein. The record is from RefSeq and is a predicted model, not a curated record. Gene Ontology annotation, molecular function: protein-disulfide reductase activity. The coding region runs from base 1 to 333 and encodes 110 amino acids. The transcript has a single exon. NCBI's taxonomy places the organism in Eukaryota, Fungi, Ascomycota, Saccharomycetes, Phaffomycetales, Wickerhamomycetaceae.